Messenger RNA from Leptosomus discolor (cuckoo roller), 1347 nucleotides. The record is from RefSeq and is a predicted model, not a curated record. NCBI's taxonomy places the organism in Eukaryota, Metazoa, Chordata, Aves, Leptosomiformes, Leptosomidae.
AUGGACCUAGGUGAAAUCGUAUUUUAUCAGCCUAACAGAGGGACGAAAAGGCCUCGCGAUGAGGAGGAAGAAGAAAUCAAAGCGCGUCGGAAACAAGCUGGUGCACGAGAGCACAGCCGUCACCGGGAAGAGGAGUCUGUGGCGCUGGAAGAAACCGAUGAUGAGAAGAAGAAACUUCUUCAGAUAAUUGAGAGGGAUGGAGAAGAGGAAGAGGAGGAAGAGGAGCCUUUGGAUGAAAGUUCAGUGAAGAAGAUGAUUCUCACCUUCGAGAAGAGAUCUUACAAAAACCAGGAGCUGCGGAUCAAGUUUCCUGACAACCCAGAGAAGUUCAUGGAGUCCGAACUGGAUUUAAAUGACAUCAUCCAGGAAAUGCACGUGAUCGCGACGAUGCCAGACCUGUAUCACCUGCUGGUGGAGCUGAAUGCCGUGCAGUCUCUCCUGGGGCUGCUGGGACACGACAACACAGAUGUUUCCAUAGCUGUGGUGGACUUGCUUCAAGAACUGACUGAUAUAGAUACUCUCCAUGAGAGUGAAGAAGGAGCCGAAGUCCUCAUAGACGCUCUGGUGGAGGGCCAGGUCGUGGCCUUGUUGGUCCAGAAUUUAGAGCGCCUGGAUGAAGGUGUGAAGGAGGAAGCUGAUGGUGUCCACAACACGCUGGCCAUCGUUGAGAACAUGGCAGAGUUCCGACCAGAGAUGUGCACAGAAGCUGCGCAGCAGGGCCUCAUGCAGUGGCUGCUCAAGAGGCUGAAGGCUAAGAUGCCUUUCGAUGCCAACAAGCUGUACUGCAGUGAGGUGCUGGCCAUUUUGCUCCAGAAUAAUGAUGACAACAGAGAAUUGCUUGGGGAGCUGGAUGGGAUCGAUGUGCUGCUUCAGCAGUUAUCUGUGUUUAAACGACACAACCCUAGUACCGCAGAAGAACAGGAAAUGAUGGAGAACCUGUUUGACUCCCUCUGCUCCUGCCUCAUGCUCAGUUCCAAUCGCGAUCGCUUCCUGAAGGGCGAGGGUCUACAGCUGAUGAAUCUGAUGCUUAGAGAGAAGAAGAUCUCCCGCAGCAGUGCCCUGAAGGUGCUGGACCACGCCAUGAUUGGCCCGGAGGGCACAGACAACUGUCACAAGUUUGUUGACAUUCUGGGUCUGAGGACCAUCUUUCCGCUCUUCAUGAAAUCACCCAAAAAGAUAAAGAAAGUUGGAACAACGGAAAAAGAACACGAAGCUCGGGUGGAACCCGAUGUCCCCGCCGUUGCCCAGCGCCAAGGCGGGGAGGUGCUGCCUCCUGCAGACCUGGCCGGGCGCUGGGGGCAGCCGGGGGGGCCUCUGCCUGUUCUCCUCCUUCCUGAGGACAGGGAG